This is a messenger RNA of Balearica regulorum gibbericeps (East African grey crowned-crane), 1118 nucleotides long. Lineage: Eukaryota; Metazoa; Chordata; Aves; Gruiformes; Gruidae. The record is from RefSeq and is a predicted model, not a curated record.
CCAGCUGCGUCCCCGUGCCGGGACCAGGAAAUGCGGACUCCCAGUGCCCAGCCCAGCCAUGCUGCUGCCAAGAAGUCCCUGCGCUGCUACCGGAGACCCCAGGACUCUCCCAGCCCCUCUGCCAGCAGCUGGAGGGCUGGCCGGAGCCGUACCAGCCGCUCUUUCAGCUCCAGUUCGGAUGGAGCUACCGAGUCCUCAUCUUCAUCCUCAUCCUCCCGAUCCCGGUCACGGUCAUUCUCCCCACCACCCAAGCGGUGGCGAAGGUACCGCUCAAGAUGUUCCCACAGCUCCUCCUCCCGCUCCAGCUGUGGGUCAUGUGGCAGGUCCCGGGACAGAUCCUCAUCCUCAUCAUCAACGUCGUCCUACUCAUCCAGGUCCACGUCCUGCAGCCAGUCCCGGUCCCGCUCCCGCUCCCCCUCGCCUCGCAGGAGGAGUAACAGGCGGAGAAGAUACAGUUACGAUGCGCAGGACCACUACCAAAGGCAGAGGAUCCUCCAGAAGGAACGUGCAAUAGAGGAGCGGCGAGUUGUGUUCAUUGGCAAGAUCCCCAGCAGGAUGACGCGAUCGGAGCUGCGGCACCGCUUCUCUGUGUUCGGGGACAUUGAAGAGUGCACCCUCCACUUCCGCUCCGAGGGGGACAACUAUGGCUUUGUCACCUACCGCUAUGCCGAGGAGGCCUUUGCCGCUAUCGAGAGUGGGCACAAGCUGCGGCGCCCGGAUGAUCGCCCUGUGCUUCGGCGGCCGCCGGCAGUUCUGCAGGAGGAACUAUGCCGACUUGGACUCAAACCGGGAAGAUUUCGACCCAGCCCCUGUCAAGAGCAAGUUUGACUCCCUGGACUUCGAUACGCUGCUGCGGCAGGCACAGCGCAGCCUGCGGAGGUAGCGGCAGGCGAGGCGGAGUGCCCGCCCCCGCUUUUAUACUCAAAUACAAAAGACAAAAAAAGUAUGGAGAAAGAGAGAUGGGGUUUUUAAAAAAAGAAAAGAAAAAGGAAAAAAAGAAAUCUGUUUUAUAACCAAUAUUUAAGGAGGACGGGUCAUUUGCCUUCAACCAGAGGGGCGCAGGCUAGUGGCAGCCCCAGGCUUGCCCCAGCCAUGUAAUAAAUGUGGAUGCCCAAACA